Rhincodon typus (whale shark) is the source of this 2611-nucleotide messenger RNA. It is a transcript of the gene adcy9b, whose product is annotated as adenylate cyclase type 9. The transcript is spliced from 5 exons. NCBI's taxonomy places the organism in Eukaryota, Metazoa, Chordata, Chondrichthyes, Orectolobiformes, Rhincodontidae. Gene Ontology annotation, molecular function: adenylate cyclase activity. The annotation marks the transcript as partial. The record is from RefSeq and is a predicted model, not a curated record. Gene Ontology annotation, biological process: intracellular signal transduction; cyclic nucleotide biosynthetic process; adenylate cyclase-activating G protein-coupled receptor signaling pathway.
GUUGUGAACAAUGCAUCAGAGAAGACGUUUGCCAGUGCCACAUUCAGUUCACUCCUUGAUGUCUUUCUCUCCACCAUAGUCUUCCUCUUUCUCUCCAUCACAUGUUUCAUGAAGCAGGGAUUGUGUACAUCUCCUUCGCAUGCCUCUGUUGUGGUUUUUGUCCUUGCGAUUCUGCUUCAAGUGCUUUCGUUGGUUAUCUCCAUCAGAAUGGCAUUUUACCUGGAUGAUGUGAUGCCAUGCACCAAAAGACUGAUGAAGGCAAUCUCUGGUUGGCUGCCUCGUCACUUUUUCGGAGCCAUUCUCAUCUCUCUCCCUGCAGUUGCUGUGUUCUCCCAGUUCACAUGUGAAUUUAAAACCAAUAUAAAUGUUACCAUGUUCUUCUGUUGUGCAAUGAUCAUCACUUUUAUUCACUACUGUAACUUCUGUCAGUUGAGCUCCUGGAUGAGAUUUUCUUUGGCUACAAUAGUAGGCAUAUCGCUUCUCAUCCUGCUGUAUGUGACACUAUGUCCUUCCAUCUUGCCAGAAACACCAUCUGAAUCUGUAGAAUCAUUCAGAGAAGUUGGGUGCAAUAUUUCAAUGUCAACUUGGAGUUCAAAGAAUCUGGAGUUGAUCAGACAGGAGGUGAUUCUGGAUAUUGUCUUGUUGCUUCUGCUAGUCUGGUUCCUGAACCGGGAGUUUGAGGUUAGUUACCGUCUCAAUUACCAUGGUAAUGUGGAGGCAGAUCUUCAUCGGCACAAGAUACAGAGCAUGAAGGACCAAGCAGACUGGCUCCUUCAUAACAUCAUCCCAGCUCAUGUGGCUGAUCAGCUCAAGGUAACUCCUCAUUACUCCAAAAACCAUGAAGAUGUUGGAGUUAUUUUUGCCAGCAUAGUUAAUUUCAGUGAAUUUUAUGAGGAGAACUAUGAAGGGGGAAAGGAGUGCUACCGGGUGCUGAAUGAACUUAUUGGUGAUUUUGAUGAAUUAUUGAGCAAACCUCAAUACAACAGCAAUAUUGAAAAGAUUAAAACCAUUGGAGCUACUUACAUGGCAGCUUCUGGGCUGAAUCCAUCACAACGACGUGAUAGCAAUCAUCCGCACAGUCACUUGCAGACACUUUUUGAGUUUGCCAAAGAAAUGAUGCGGGUCGUAGAUGAGUUCAACAAAGACAUGCUAUGGUUCAACUUUAAAUUAAGGAUUGGUUUCAACCAUGGACCCCUUACUGCAGGAGUUAUUGGCACUACAAAGCUACUGUAUGACAUAUGGGGUGACACUGUCAACAUUGCUAGUAGGAUGGACACUACGGGAGUGGAGUGUAAGAUCCAGGUGAGUGAAGAGAGCUAUCGAAUAUUGAGCGAGAUGGGCUAUGACUUUGAUUACCGAGGGACAGUCAAUGUUAAGGGUAAAGGUCAGAUGAAAACAUACCUGUACCCAAAAAGCACAAACAGUGGGAUCAUCCCAUCACACCAGCACUCAGUGUCUCCAGACAUCAGAGUGCAAGUGGACGGAAGUAUUGGGCGGUCACCUACAGAUGAGCUUGCCAACCUUGUGCCUUCUCUGCCAGUCUUGGACAGGUCUGGUUACUACCCUGCUAAUACUGAGGCUAAUGACUCAUCCUCUGCAUGUCAGAAGGUCACAAAAGUGCAGAUCAAAGAAGCUGAUGACAAAAUAGGUGACGACGAUCCAGAGGAAAUGGAUGAACUGACAAAGUUACAAAUAUCUAGCCAACUAUGAUGCAUCUUUUCAUACCACAAACCGGGCUCACCUGGGAGAAGUCAGUUCACAUUGGUAGUCUGCGUGACAUAAUUAUUUCCGGUUUUUAAUAUUUCAUUUUACAUCCUGAUUGCUGUGUGGAUCACAGUAACACAGGAUCCAACUCCAUUGCAAAUGCCUGUGCUGUUUUGGAUAUUUAAGUGCCUUUGGAAAAACUGAAGCAUGUGCUUCAGGUAGAAUGGAUGGAGGUAACUGAAAGAUUGGCUUAAUUUUCGAACCCUUGAUAAAGCUGUGGUUACAACCUUGCUCCAUCUUUUUCCAUUCUUCUUACAUCGCACCCCGUCUCAUUUUCUUUCUCAAUGCAGUUUUGUUUCUUUGUACUUUUUGUACCUAUAGUUAAGGUAAUCUUUUAAUCUGAGCAUCUGCAAACAACCACUGAGGGUGGAUGUCGGUGAAAGCAUUCAGUACACAAGGAAUGGGAGUGGGAAGAAUCUGGUCAAGUAAAUUAUUAACAACCCCUGAGUAAGUCCUGACUUAUUCCAAAUUAUGAAAUGAAUGUGCCACUUUAACCUUGAGGAUACAGCCCUGUCUUUCACUUUCUUUGACUGUACCUACAAAGUACAUAUUAAAAGCAGACUGUGGAUGGGUUUCAGACGCACUGUUACAUGCUGGUGUCUAAAGGGUUGUGAUUCUUUUAAAUUUUUUUGGAUCAAUUGAAGUCUUGAGUUCAGUGUUUGUUUAGAUCUGUGUAAGAAAAGUUUUGAAUGUUGAACAGUCUUAUUCAGUAUAGUGAGUUGAAUUAAUGUAAAUAUUAGCAUUGGUUCCAGAUUAGAAUAACAGACCUUUUUGAUUAUCCCCAAAAGCUAAAUGUUCUCGUUAAAAGCCUCAACACAUUAUGAUUCGAGAUCUGUUUUCAGUUCUU